AUGGUAAAGCUUCACGCCCCCUCUCAAAACGCUCUGGUAUAUGGUACAGACGGGGAGAAAGCUCUUUCCGAGGGCUUUGGAAGACCUUUGCCAUUCGCGUUACAUCUCAUGUGCGACAUUCACAUGAGGGACAACAUCGACAGCAAAUUAUCGCAGCUUGGGAUUUGUGCACCUGUUUCAGAAGAAUAUCGAACCGAUAUCUUCCGGAAAAACAUUGGUAGUAUUCGUAUAGCUGGGCUUAGUGAUGCCUCAAAUCCUGCCGAGUUUGACGCCAAGGUGGUAUCAUUGAGUGAAGAGUGGAAAAGGAGACACCCACAAGGGGGACGUUUCUUGACGUACUUCAAUAAGUACAAAGCAGAGCAAAUAAAGAAAGCCAUGACGGCCGAAGUUCGUUCUAUGGCUGGUCUUGGUUUUCCACCUAGUGCGUACGACCAGAACGCUAAGGAAUGCAUGAAUUCCGUUCUCCAAAGGGAGAAAGAUAACACGGGAAAGAAGCGAUUAUCUCUGCCGCAAUGUGCUAGACUUAUACGGACGACCGUUGCCAGACAACGAACCGAAGAGCAGUUAGCACUGAUUGGAAUUGGCGAUUUGGAGCUUGAUCCUUUGUAUCUAGACCUUGCCGUUGACGAGACAACCUUUUACCGCAAAACAGCGCAGCAGAAGCAGGCGGUGCUGAAGAAGUUUAAUCAGCAAAAAGUCAGAGCCGAAGAUAUAGCAUCAACCUCUGCAAAUGAUGAACCCCCUCCUACUGUGGGCCCCUUGUCCAUAUCUCCCCAGCAAAGCGCCAUUAUUCGCGUGCCCUACUCAUUGCUGAAGGCAAUGUUUAGCAAAGCGGGUUCUCUAAACUUUCGUGGCCAACAAGCCAUAGUAGCAGCACCAGGAACUAAUCGCAAUCCCCAACGCUUUGUUGAAAAUGAAUCAGCACGUGCUUCCCCUUACAUGGUCUCAACAAAAUGUUCAAAACAUGGGGAAGUCUACUACGAGUGUUCAGAAAGCUGCAUUUUCUUUUGCGGCCUACAGCCUUUGCGCGCAAGUUUUAGCCGUAGCAGAGUUAGAUAACAAUUUAGACGACUAUCUAAAGUGGUACAAGAAAGUCAAGCAGACCCCAGCCAAUGUCAUCGCAUUAGCAGAGAUGGACUUACCGUCUAGUCGGGGCACCAAGAGAAAAGCGACCCAAAUACGAAAGGGGGGAAAAAACACGAACAAACAGCCAAGAACGGUGGUUGAAAACUACAUCGACCACGGUGAGAUGCCCUCCGCUUCCACCAUCACAAGCGACGCAACAACCAGUUGUGCCGUGACAAACACCACCGCCAGGGAUCGCUCGACAACACAGGUAGACGCAGUAGCAGCCCAAUUGUUCACUCAAACACAGCCAGUGGUAAGUUUACAAUCUGGUCGGUAAUGUAUUGUCUUCUAUAGAAAUAUAUCUAUAUAUAGAGAGAAAAAAGUUUAAAAAGUUAAAUAUCCUAGGUUAAUCUUCGACGGUCUAAAAAAAAUUAAUGGCCUUGGGUAAGCUCGACAAACUCCGGAAGGCUUAGUUAAUGUUAAUUUUCGAAAAACUUCGGAAGGUUAAGUCGAAAGAACCGGCGAAGAAAUAUCUCGCCAUUAACAAAGUUUUUAAAAAUGUACCAGUAUUAAGUUUGGACUAACUUCAUUUGUUACAAAAAAAAAACAAGCUCCCUCGACAAGUGCAACAUCAUGGAAUGCGUCAGUGAUGGAACAGCGUUGCCGUCACCCCCCAAAAUGCAAGAGGGUGCCUUCCAAGUUGGGCUACUGUGA
This is a messenger RNA of Porites lobata, 1782 nucleotides long. NCBI's taxonomy places the organism in Eukaryota, Metazoa, Cnidaria, Anthozoa, Scleractinia, Poritidae. The record is from the annotation of a GenBank genome assembly.